This is a messenger RNA of Actinia tenebrosa (Australian red waratah sea anemone), 504 nucleotides long. Its product is annotated as zinc finger protein 782-like. Lineage: Eukaryota; Metazoa; Cnidaria; Anthozoa; Actiniaria; Actiniidae. The record is from RefSeq and is a predicted model, not a curated record.
AUGGGGUGUCCAGAGUGCAACAAGGAGUUCAGUAGCAAACAAAGGCUGCGAAACCAUGCUAAGCGUGGCGUUUGCGCACCUAUCGUCUGCGACGACUGCGAUAAGGAGUUCAGCAGCAAGCAGAGACUACGGUACCAUGUCGAUAAUGCGGUUUGCCGUCGUACCAACAAGUGCGAGGAUUGUGGCAAGGUCUUGAGUUCCCAUCAGCGCCUCUUAAGUUACGAAAAGACUCACGAAGUCGUCUUUCAAAGGGUAGCAAAGAGUUACGACCUAGAAGGAGUGGAUUGUUACGAAUGUGGCGACAUAAUGAGCCGAUGCAAACACAACGACGAAUACAUCAAGGAUCGUAUCCGCUACAAAAGAAAGAUGCAUAAGACCUUCCCAUUCUUUGAUCUCGUGGAAGGCGUUCCAUGGACAAAUAGAGAAUACUGGAGGCAGGAAUGCGAUAGGUGCGGACACGUAAGGGAGGAGGAACAUAUCACCAAUGGCUGCCUUACCCACUAA